This is a messenger RNA of Brassicogethes aeneus, 1402 nucleotides long. The record is from the annotation of a GenBank genome assembly. Lineage: Eukaryota; Metazoa; Arthropoda; Insecta; Coleoptera; Nitidulidae.
GCGCGAUAUACCGCCGGAUUGUAAUAAACAUUUUUGUCAUCCAAACAGAGAAAUAAAAAUCGUUAGUUGUAUUAUUUGUGAAGAUGGAUACUGCAAAUCUGAAUUCAAGAGAAAAGUGGAAGCUGGAAAAGGUUUUUACGUCUCCAGGCAACUAAUAGUGUGCCCCAAGCAUGCAAACCUAACCUUCAAAGAUAUGAUUAAAUAUGAUGCUAAAUGUGGAAAUGAUAUUGAAAAACUUGUGUUGAACAGAAAAAGUGUAUUAAUUGCAAAACAGUUACAAGACAGGGCUAUAGGAUUGGAUACACCAUCAAUAGAAGAAUUUACAGAAGAGGAAGUGGAAGACGAUCAAAUGUCUGUUGCGAGUGAUACCAGCAAAAAACGUAAAUUGAAUCAAGAGGAAAAGGAAUGUAUCAACUGCCAAGAGAUGAUGAACGACUUAAACUAUGAAAAAAAAAUCAAUAAGGAGUUGUCACAACACAAUACUGAACUUAGAGAAAAUAAUAACUUUUUAAGAACAUUAGCCAUAGAAAAAAGCUCCCCUGUACAAAAUAAGACCUAUUCGAAUGUUGUAUCCAAUAAUAUACCAAAAAAGCAAAAUUAUGUCCAACUGGUCAUUAAACCUAAACCGAACUACAAGGGAGAUGCAUUAAACAUAGUCCAAAAACAAGUGUACGAGAAAACAAAGGCCAGAGUGAUCGAAAUUAAUAAAAUUAAUAAUGGAACCAUAUAUAUCAAGUGUAAUAGUGAACAUGAUGCGCAGGAUAUAUCAAAAACGCUAAAUAACGAAAAUAGUGAUAUAAUAACAGUAUCAUCGCGAACAAAAGAUAAUCCGCAACUUCGUAUAACAAAUAUGGUAUCAAAUGCAGAUAAACAGGAGCUAGAAGAAGAUAUUAUACAAAGAAAUCAACUGUUAGUAGGGAGUGUGAAAAUAUUACAUAUAUAUAAGCAAAAAAACGAAAAAUAUGGAGCAAUAACAGAAGUAUCAGCUGAUGCAUAUGCAAAGAUUAUGAAAACAGAAACAGCGUUUGUAGGAUAUCAAAACUGCAAAGUAUAUGAUGAAUACAAUAUAAACAGGUGUAAAAAAUGUUGUGGAUAUAAUCAUAGCUAUAAAAAAUGUCAAGAAAAUCAAAAUAGAAAAAAAGCAUGCCUGAAAUGUGGAGCUGAGCAUACUCUAAAAGAAUAUAUGAUAGAACAAAUGGACAAAAAACCAGAAAUUAUAGUCUGUACGGAAGCCUGGCUAAAAAAAGAUAUAACAUUUAUAGAUUUUCCAGAAUAUACACAACUAGACAAUGGCAGUAUGAUAAAUCAAAACGAUGGAGUAGUUAUGUACAUAAAAUCUGGAUUACAAUAUAACAGUAUCAAUGAACAAUAUGGUGAACUAAAAGUAGUGAUACAAACAUAG